CGUCGAUCAUCAUUCUGGUAGUUGAAAACUUUGUCGUCGUCGUCGUCGUCGUCGUAGCACGUGUUGCACGUGAGAAAUUUCCCGCACAAAAUCUUACUCUUUUCGUCUUCUUCCCCAAUCUGGGAUUGAAUCUCCAGAAUCCAUGGAUCGUGCUUUAACUCCGCGUUUUGAUACUCCAGCUACUCUCUCCCCUUUCCGAUACCGAUAUGGGAGCUCUCUGGCCAUCACUCGACGAUUCGCGCCGGCGAUUGUUUGCGCGAAACGAUCUCCGAUCGAUGGAGUGAGCGACGAGCUGAAUCUGAUUGCUUCACAGAACUUAGAUCAAGCUCCCGCACGAAGACUAGCCCGUUCCGCUUUUGUUGACUUGCAGCUUCAGCUGGAUCACUGCUUGUUCAAGAAAGCUCCGAGUGGGAUCAGAACAGAGGAGUGGUAUGAGAGAAAUUCGAAAGGGGAAGAUAUUUUCUGCAAGAGUUGGUUGCCGAAAUCCGGCGACGAAAUCAAAGCUGCUGUAUGUUUCUGUCAUGGCUAUGGAAGCACUUGCACUUUCUUCUUCGAUGGUAUAGCAAAGCAAAUAGCAGGUUUUGGUUAUGGGGUUUAUGCUAUAGACCAUCCUGGUUUUGGUUUAUCAGAUGGUUUACAUGGUCACAUUCCAAGUUUUGAUGACUUAGCAGACAAUGCUAUUGAACAGUUCACCAAAAUGAAAGGGAGAUCGGAAUUGAGAAAUUUGCCCCGGUUUUUGCUGGGACAGUCAAUGGGAGGAGCAGUUGCCUUAAAAAUUCAUCUUAAAGAACCUCAAGCUUGGGAUGGUCUUAUCCUUGUCGCUCCAAUGUGUAAGAUUUCAGAAGAUGUAAAACCUCCUCCACUAGUCUUGAAGACGUUAAUCUUGAUGUCGACACUAUUUCCCAAAGCAAAGCUCUUUCCAAAGAGAGACUUGAGCGACUUCUUCUUCAGGGACCUGAGUAAAAGAAAAUUGUGUGAGUACGAUGUGAUAUGCUACGAUGAUCAAACACGUCUCAAAACUGCUGUUGAACUUCUAAAUGCAACAAGAGACAUUGAGAUGCAAGUUGACAAGGUCUCGUUGCCACUGUUGAUACUUCAUGGAGACACUGAUAAAGUCACAGAUCCCACUGUGAGUAAAUUCCUUCACAAACAUGCAGUCAGCCAAGACAAGACUCUAAAACUCUAUCCAGGUGGCUACCAUUGCAUUCUAGAAGGUGAUACAGACGAAAAUAUUUUCACUGUAAUCAAUGACAUCGUUGCUUGGCUCGAUGCCCGCGUUGAUCCCAAGUAAAGUGAGAUCAUCUCUCCACAAACCUAUACUUAUUAUUGUCUUCUGAAUACUGUCGAGUCUCUGUGAUUAAACAUCCGGAUAAGAAGAAAAAAUAGAUAUGUGGCUUACAAUGAAUACACAACCUUAGCCGUUGUUUGCUUAGCUAGUGCUUCUAGUGCUACAUCAGCCGCAUCUUUCGAAGUGUAGUUAGUAUUGUUUGGGUGCACAUAAGUCAGGCUCAGAAUCAAAUUGAUGACUGAUCUCAUUUGAACCAUAUUGCUCUGACAGAUCCUUGAAA
Molecule: messenger RNA, 1568 nt
Organism: Arabidopsis thaliana (thale cress)
Lineage: Eukaryota; Viridiplantae; Streptophyta; Magnoliopsida; Brassicales; Brassicaceae
Product: alpha/beta-Hydrolases superfamily protein
Exons: 8
Coding region: 143-1291 (382 amino acids)
Source: RefSeq, marked reviewed